AUGGCAAACCAACCACCCCAAAUAGCUAUUGUUGGAGCUGGAAUCUUUGUCAAGACUCAGUACAUUCCAAGAUUAGCUGAGAUCUCUGAUCUUUUUGUUCUUAAAUCCAUCUGGAGUCGCUCUGAGGAAUCUGCAAGAGGAGCAGUGGAGGUAGCAAAGAAGCAUUUUCCUGGCGUGGAAUGCAAGUGGGGUGACAAGGGUCUUGAUGAAAUUAUUCAAGAUGAGUCAAUUCUUGGUGUUGCUGUGGUUCUUGCUGGACAAACUCAGGUCGAUAUGUCACUAAAGCUACUAAAGGCAGGGAAGCAUGUCCUUCAAGCUACAAGUGAAAUAGAAACCGCGCUGUCAAGCUACAAAUCUAUUUGUGCUAAUUCGCCUGGUUAUCCAAUUUGGGCUGUGGCAGAAAACUAUAGGUUUGAACCUGCAUUGGUAGAGUGCAAGAAAUUAAUGGCUGAUAUUGGGGAAAUGAUGAGCAUCCAACUUAUCAUUGAAGCAUCAAUGAACAGUGCAAACCCUUACUUCUCGAGCUCUUGGCGGCGGAAUUUUACAAUAUUAUGGCGAGUUGUUGGCUUAAAUGGAACAGUGGAAGUUGGGCGUGGAAACCAAGGGGGACAACAUGGUUACACGAUUUCAUUUUAUGGCGCUGAUGGACAAUGUAAAAGCACCUUUUACCCAUUUAGUGGAGUGACUGAUGAACUAAAGGCAUUUUUACAUGAUAUUUCACAGGCCAACCUUAAGAAGGGAAGUAGCUAUGAAGUUGAGCCUCGACUCUCUUUUAUCGAAGGAGCUAGAGAUGUUGCUGUUCUAGAUGCAAUGCUUGAAUCUGGAAACAAGAAUGGAGCACUAGUUCAGCUCUACAAAGCUAGGGAAAGGGAAAAUGUUUUUGAAUUCGGGCUUUGCCCAGUUGCCCGUAUCUACUGUGUUACUGUUGAAAACACCACAUUCUUUGUCACUGGAGUCCAACAAGUUCAUGGUGAUUAA
Molecule: messenger RNA, 978 nt
Organism: Dovyalis caffra
Lineage: Eukaryota; Viridiplantae; Streptophyta; Magnoliopsida; Malpighiales; Salicaceae
Source: the annotation of a GenBank genome assembly